This is a messenger RNA of Spinacia oleracea (spinach), 2590 nucleotides long. Its product is annotated as NADH dehydrogenase [ubiquinone] iron-sulfur protein 1, mitochondrial. The transcript has 5 exons. Gene Ontology annotation, cellular component: membrane. Gene Ontology annotation, biological process: ATP synthesis coupled electron transport. The record is from RefSeq and is a predicted model, not a curated record. Gene Ontology annotation, molecular function: iron-sulfur cluster binding; NADH dehydrogenase (ubiquinone) activity. The coding region runs from base 113 to 2356 and encodes 747 amino acids. Lineage: Eukaryota; Viridiplantae; Streptophyta; Magnoliopsida; Caryophyllales; Amaranthaceae.
GCCCUGAGUCUUCCACACGCACACAACACAACACAACCCACAUACAAAGAGGGUCGACUGUGAUAAAAAUCGUCACACUGCAGAAGCAGGAGGAGAGAGAAACUCAGAAAAAAUGGGGUUAGGCUCAUUGACAUCUCGAGCAAUGAUUCGACGAGCAUCAACAAUCCUCAAUACCACCAGAUCGCACAAUUUCUCCCUCGUCAGGUCGAUUGUCUCAACCCCUGAGCUUAAAAACACCGCCUCCGCCGCCGCAGAAGCCACCCCAGAUCCUCCUCUACCACCGCCUCGUCCUCCCGUCAACAACGCUAGGGUUCAUUUCCCUAACCCUGAGGACGCCAUUGAAGUCUUUGUCGAUGGAUACUCCGUCAAAGUCCCUAAGGGAUUUACCGUUCUUCAGGCUUGUGAGGUUGCCGGUGUCGACAUUCCUAGAUUCUGUUAUCAUAGUCGUCUCUCUAUUGCCGGGAAUUGCCGUAUGUGCUUGGUUGAAGUUGAGAAAUCUCCCAAGCCUGUCGCUUCGUGCGCCAUGCCUGCUCUUCCUGGGAUGAAGAUUAAAACAGAUACACCAAUAGCCAAGAAGGCCAGGGAGGGAGUAAUGGAGUUUUUGCUUAUGAAUCAUCCUCUAGAUUGUCCAAUUUGUGAUCAGGGUGGAGAGUGUGAUCUCCAAGAUCAGAGUAUGGCUUUUGGUUCCGAUAGGGGUCGCUUCACUGAAAUGAAAAGAUCUGUGGUUGAUAAGAAUUUGGGCCCCCUUGUCAAAACUGUGAUGACUCGGUGUAUCCAGUGCACAAGAUGUGUGAGGUUUGCAAGUGAGGUAGCAGGAGUUGAGGAUCUUGGCAUAUUAGGCCGUGGUAGUGGUGAAGAAAUUGGGACAUAUGUUGAACAGCUUAUGACAAGUGAGCUGUCUGGCAACGUAAUUGAUAUCUGCCCUGUUGGUGCCCUAACUUCAAAACCUUUUGCAUUUAAGGCCCGAAAUUGGGAGCUGAAGGGAACCGAGAGUAUUGAUGUCACUGAUGCAGUUGGGUCGAACAUACGGAUUGAUAGUAGAGGACCAGAGGUGAUGCGUAUCACUCCACGACUCAAUGAGGACGUAAAUGAAGAAUGGAUUUCAGAUAAAACACGAUUCUGCUAUGAUGGUCUAAAGAGGCAAAGGUUAAAUGAUCCCAUGAUCCGUGGGUCUGACGGCCGUUUCAAAGCUGUCAGCUGGCGUGAUGCCCUUGACGUUAUUGCUGAGGUUAUGCACAAGGUAAAACCAGAAGAAAUUGUUGGCGUUGCCGGUAAAUUGUCUGAUGCGGAGUCCAUGAUGGCGUUGAAGGAUUUCUUGAACAAGAUGGGAUCAAAUAAUAUCUGGUGUGAAGGAAAUGGUGGGCAACCACAAGCUGAUCUGCGUUCAGGCUAUCUUCUGAACACCGGCAUUGCUGAUCUUGAGACUGCAGAUGUCUUUCUUCUCAUUGGCACCCAGCCAAGAGUUGAAGCUGCCAUGGUAAAUGCCAGAAUCCGGAAAGCCGUACGGUCAAACCAUGCAAAGGUUGGUUAUAUUGGACCUGCUACAGACCUCAACUAUGACUAUGAACAUCUCGGCACAGGUCCACAAACCCUGCAAGAAAUUGCAGAAGGCACUCACUCAUUUUUCUCAGCCAUAAAAAAUGCUAAAAACCCAGCUAUUGUUGUUGGUGCUGGGCUCUUUGAGAGAGAGGACAAAGAUGCUAUCCUCUCAAUUGUUGAAACCAUUGCAAAAUCAGCAAAUGUCAUUAGACCAGAUUGGAAUGGUCUUAAUGUAUUGCUCUUGAAUGCUGCCCAAGCUGCUUCCCUAGAUCUUGGUCUUGUACCAGAAUCUGACAAAAGUAUCGAAUCUGCAAAGUUUCUGUAUUUAAUGGGUGCAGAUGAUGUGAACAUGGACAAAGUCCCUAGCGAUGCGUUCGUAGUAUAUCAAGGUCACCAUGGUGAUCAAGGUGUAUAUCGUGCCAAUGUCAUUUUGCCUGCAUCAGCUUUCUCUGAAAAAGAAGGUACGUAUGCUAAUACAGAAGGACGCGCACAGCAAACUGUACCAGCAGUUCCUACUGUUGGUGAUGCCAGAGAUGACUGGAAAAUAAUUAGGGCUUUGUCUGAAACUGCUGGAGUUAAUCUUCCUUAUGAUUCCCUUAUUGAUGUCCGAGAACGGAUUAGGACUGUUGCACCGAAUUUGCUGAGCAUGGAUGAACGAGAACCAGCUACUUUCUCAACCUUGAUAAAGCCUGAAAUUAAGAAGGAAAUCAACCCAGUUCCUUUCAAACCAUCAAUUGAAAACUUCUAUAUGACUGAUUCAAUUACUCGAGCAUCAAAGAUUAUGGCUCAGUGCUCUUCCCAGCUGUUGAAGAAGUGAAUUUACUUCUAAUCUUUGCAAUAAAUUUGGCAGGGUUGAUUUUCUUUUAAGCCCUGGGAUUUGGCAUUUCAGCAUUAUUGCAUAUUUUGAGAUUAUUUAAGCUGGAUUGCCGCGAUGAAAUUUGUCUUAAUUGACAAACAUUUUGGUAUUUAGUUUGUAAUUUCUGUAAUUUACCAUAGUAUGCAGGCUGUUGUCAGCUGUUAACAAUUCAAUAUUAUCUGUUGUAUUUCUUCA